Anopheles stephensi (Asian malaria mosquito) is the source of this 4138-nucleotide messenger RNA. RefSeq names its product facilitated trehalose transporter Tret1-like. Lineage: Eukaryota; Metazoa; Arthropoda; Insecta; Diptera; Culicidae. Gene Ontology annotation, cellular component: membrane. Bases 648 to 2300 code for a protein of 550 amino acids. The record is from RefSeq and is a predicted model, not a curated record. Gene Ontology annotation, molecular function: transmembrane transporter activity. Gene Ontology annotation, biological process: transmembrane transport. The transcript has 6 exons.
UGAACGCGGUAGCCGCACACGGCAUGGGCUCAAUUUAACGACACGCCUCGUGUCGUGUGCUGUCACUGUUCGUAUUCCGUCGUCAAACCCCGUGUUUACGUUCUAAUUUUUCUGUUCGCGAGAAGGGGGUGUCAUUUUUCGCUGAUGCACCACAAGAACGGGUACCGGGCGCUGCUCGCAAGAGUGUGCAGCAGAGUGGACAGAGCUUAACAAUAAGUGUUGGUUGUUUCAGUAUAGUUUAUCUGGUCGGGUAGUGUUCGAAGUGAUUUGCUGCAUACCAUCGAGAACUGUGCGUAGAAGUGAGCUACAGAUGUCGAUGGAGACGCAUGAUGGAUGCCAGGUGAACCAUGUGCUGUGAUAGUGUGCGACUGUUUAGAUAGGCAUCCGCCCGUGCAUUGCGUUUCGCGCUUGACAGCGUGAGCAAAUACACAGCCAGUACAAAACGAAAACAGCUGGCCUUAUCUCCAUGAAACAAGAGUGGGUUAUUUAUCUUCUGAUUGUACCGCGACGCUGAACCAUUGCAUAUCACCACCGGACGCAGCUCUAUCUUUAGCGAAGUAGCAUCAUCCUUUUGUGGCAGUUCUGCUUAACACGGUGUUCAAUGAUACGCUUCUAGCAGUUCCAACCAGUCCGUGAUCGCUUUCAGAAUGGCUCCGACUGAAAACGGAACGGAUGGAAUCGAAAAAACGAUCGGCAUACCCGAAAUACUCAACGGUGGCGAUGACGAGGAACGGAAGGAAGAUCACCACGAUCUAGAAGCACAACCACUUUCGGUUGAAGUGACGAGAGAAAAAUUGACAGCUAGCAACGAACCGAACAAACCAUUGGCGAGCGUUGGCUGGAAGGAUGCAUAUCAGCAGGUACUUGCUACAUGCUUGGUGAAUUUGAUCGUCGUCCAAGCGGGCAUCAACAUGACGUACUCGGCCAUCCUUCUGCCGCAACUUUCCGAACCGGACAGUCCCAUCCUGAUUGGGCGCAAUGAAGCGUCCUGGAUAGCGUCGGUGGUGACGAUCGCCUUACCGCUCGGAUCGCUCGUCGUUGGCCAGCUGAUGGAUCAGUUUGGGCGGAAAAAGAUAUCGCUCGCGACCUGUGUUCCGUUUACGCUCGGUUGGAUUUUAAUUGCCAGCGCUUCGAACGUCAGUAUGAUCUAUGUGGCGCGCAUCAUCUUGGGAACGUCCGGUGGACUUACCACCGUCGCACUGGUUUACGUGAGCGAAAUUUCCCACGUAUCCUUGCGCCCGAUGCUGCUGUGUGCGAACAGUGUGUUUGUUUCGUUCGGCAUACUGCUUACCUGCGUUUUAGCGGUAUUCUUUGACUGGCGUGCGAUAGCUUACAUUUUUGCGGGGUUUUCUGUUGUAACGUUUCUGCUGAUUCUGUUAAUACCCGAAUCUCCACAUUGGCUAGUGACAUUCACCAAGAAGGACCCCACCAAAGCCCGGAGCGUUCUUUACUGGCUGUACCGUAACAAGAAACUGGCAGAGGAACAGUUUCAACAAAUUGUGUCAAAUACCACACCGACACGCCAGUCGCACGCGGCGAUCGGAAAAGGAAAGAGUGCCAUAAACUCACUGUCGCUAAAGGUGUUUCUACAGCCCCGCGUUUACCGACCAAUGACCAUCCUGCUGCUGGUGUUCCUGUUCCAGCAGCUGUCCGGUGCGUAUGUGCUCAUCUUCUACGCACUGAAUGUGUUCCAGGAGAUCAACGAUGCGACGCUGGACGGCGAACAGCAAGGAGCCACGUUCAAUCAGUACACCGCACUGGUAGUGUUGGGCCUGAUACGUUUCAUUAUGUCCAUCAUAACGUCAGGCUGCUCGAGAAAGUAUGGCCGCCGUCCGUUGCUUUGCAUCUCGGGACUGGCCAUGGGUGUGUGCAUGAUAGUUGGCGGACUGUACCUGGAUUUAUUGCACACUCGGUUAGGUAAUGCAGUGCUCGGCAGUUACAUCUUGCUGGCAUGCGUGCUCGGGUACGUGUGCUUCAGCGCUCUCGGUUAUCUGGUGCUGCCCUGGACGAUGAUUGGUGAACUGCUGCCGACAGAUGUUAAAGGAAAGCUUGGCGGCUUAACCGUCUCCGUAGCGUACGUGCUAAUGUUCGGUGUGGUCAAGAUCUUUCCUUAUCUGCUGGAGCAGGUUUCAAUACGCGGCAUAUUUUAUCUGUACGCCGGCACGUGUUUUGCUGGAGUGGCGUACAUCUACUGUUACGUGCCGGAAACGUUUGGCAAGAGCUUUGCCGAGAUUGAGCGCCACUUUACCGACAAACACCACCGGCGAAGAGAGGUACCACCGGCCACACUUAGACAAUAGUAUAAUAAGGUCUGACUUUUAGUGAUACGCUCACGUGUGUGCGUUAUUUGUGCGCGUUGAUUUAUGUCAAGAACUUUUUUUUUGUCAUUUACAUUUCAAUUACACAUGUAUUGACGCAAUGGUGCAACAUGUACAACCAAACACAGCGAUAACUGUGUGAUAAUAGAGUAAGCUAACGUCGCGGGUAAGCAGAUGUAGGUGUAGAUGGCACAAAGAUUUUUAGUCUUCCAACUAGCUUAGCCAAUAUAUACCAUACACAACAAAAAAAAAAAACAUACGUACCUUAAGCCAAAGCCAAAAGUGAGUGGAAAUGAAAGGACAAGAUUUUAAAAUUAAAGACAUGAAAUAAGGGGCAGUUAUAGCGAAGGUAGAGGGCGAAUCGUCUAUUAUACGAACAGAAAACCUAGGAGAACCAAAAAAGAUGAAACAAGCAAACUCGCGUUUUUAUCUCCAUAUACACAAUGAGACCAUUGAAAAGAUUCGUACAACUAUUCGUAUUACGGUUUUAUAUCGCGUCUUUUGAUGUGGUGGCUUAAACCGCUGAUGGUUGUAUUUAUUUAGCAUGCCGCGUGCUGCUAUCUUAUCGGCAAACGGCACGCCAUAAGCAGCGGAACAGCUAGAUCAAACAAAUUGUUGCAAAAAUGUAGCCGAGAACGAGAUAACCGUUUUACUGUGUGGAAUGGCUCUAUAUAGAAUACUAUUUGCCGGGUUUGCGACUCCACCCAUCGACGAAAGGACCACAGCGCUGGAGGUGUGUAUUUUGUUGUUGUUGAAAAGAAAAUAAAACAGCUAGAAACAACCACAGCGUAGCGUGCAGGAGACGAACAACUGUGCCGAUGGUUGAGAUAAUUUGUGUAGUAGCCGUUCGCCAUAGAAGCUACAUAAAUAUCAAUAAUGACAAGCGCAAAGAUGGAAGCGUUUGGUGACGGUUCAGCGCACCAUUUCAUUAUCGUUGUUAGCCGUGCCUAGCGCCCCGUGAGACGAGCCGGUAAUGUUGAUGGAUGAAGUAUAACCGAGCACCGAGCGAAAGAGGCCACCGUUGCAGAGAUAAAACUAUGCAGUAUAACCCUCCCCAUCGGCAGAAAAGUUGAUCAAUCGCGCUUUGCAUUAUCAAAUGACGUCGCGCCGUUGUGGAACGUUUGCAUACUUUAUGUGCAAUCCGUCUGUUGCAGCAGCAGCAGAGCUAACACGAUUGCAGCGCUGCUCGUCCAGAUGGGUAGCAAUAUGCGGGAAGUGGCGGAUGAUUCGCUGCUCUUGUGCUCCAAUUGCAAAUACGGUACCUUGCGCACGCUGCACUCGCUGAAAGCGAAAUAAUUCACGUUGAUUUCAUUUUCCCGCCGGAUCCCGUUCUCCGGGGAGUUUUGGCAGAUUUAGCACGAACGAAAACUUUUUUCUGUUUUUUUUUUCCGCUGUUAGUUUACCUUUUCUGUUUUGGUGUUGUUUCGUUUUUUUUCGUUUGCUGGAUAUCAAUUUGUCGCCUAUUGGAAGAAAUUCCGAUUCGUUGAACAAUGGAAGCACGACGAUAGAAUAAUUGAUUAGAUUGAUAGUUUGAAGGUAUUUUAAUUGAAGGUUGCAGGUUUUGCGUUUUUUGGAAGUUUAGCUUAGUAAAGAUUCAUUAUGGAUUUAGUACGAUGCGUUGUUUUUAUUUACCUGCAAGCCUAGCGAGACGAUAUUGUAUUUUUUUUUUAAUUGCUUUGUAAUUUACCUACAACAGAAUGACAAUACUUAAGGAAAUAAGUAAAGAAAAUAUAGCCCGUUGGGUAUGGUAACUGAAGAAACUACUUAUUAAAUUUGUUUAAAUGUAUUGCAUGUUUAAUAAACCCCUCUCUCUCUCUCUC